AAUCAUUCCAUUCAUUUACAUCUCAAAUGAUAUCCCACUUCCUGGUUACUCCUUCACCAAUUUUGAUUUGCAUUUCUUGAUGACUAAGGAUGUUGAACAUUUCUUUAGGUGCUUCUCAGCCAUUCGAGAUUCCUCAGUUGAGAAUUCUUUGUUUAGCUCUGUACUCCAUUUUUCAUAGGGUUAUUUGGUUCUCUUAAGUCUGACUUCUGGAGUUCUUUGUAUAUAUUGGGUAUUGGCCCUCUGUUGAAUGUGGGAUGGGUAAAGAUCUUUUCCCAAUCUGUUGGUUGCCAUUUUGUCCUAUUGACAGUGUCUUUUGCCUUACAAAAGCUUUGCAGUUUUAUGAGGUCCCAUUUGUUGAUUGGUGAUGGGCAUACACGCAAAAGAUGCUCCACCAUAUAACAAGGACACAUGAUCCACUAUGUUCACAGCAGCCUUAUUUAUAAUAGCCAGAAGCUGGAAACAACCCAGAUGUCUUUUAACGGAUGAAUGGAUAAAGAAAAUGUGGUACAUCUACACACUGGAGUACUAAGUUUUUUAAAAACAAUGACUUCAUGAAAUUCUUAGGCAAAUGGAUGGAACUAGAAAAUAUCAUUCUGAGUGAGAUAACCCAGUCACAAAAGAACACACAUGGUAUGGACUCACUAAUAAGAGGCUAGUAGGCAAAAAGCUCAGAAUACCCAAGAUACAAUUCACAGACAUUAUGAAGCUCAAUAAGAAGAAAGACCAAAAGGUGAAUGCUUCAGUCCUUCUUAGAAGAGGGAACAAUAUUCUCAAGGGAGGAAAUACUGGGACAAAGUGUGGAGCAGGAACUGAAGGAAAGGCCAUCCAGAGACUGCCCUACCUAGGGAUUCAUCCCAUAUAUAGACACCAAACCCAGACAGUAUUGCAGAUGCCAAGAAGUGCAUGCUGACAGGAGCCCGAUAUAGCUGUUUCCUGAGAGGCUUUGCCAGAGUCUGAGAAAUACAGAGGUGGAUGCUCAAAGCCAACCAUUGGACUGAGCAUGGGGUCCUCAAUGGAGGAGUUAGAGAAAUGACUGAAGGAGCUGAAGGGGUUUGCAACUCAUUGGAAGAACAGUAUCAAUGAACAAACCCCCCACCCCCAGAGCUUCCAGGGACUAAACCACCAACCAGAGUACACAUCGAGGGACCCCUGGCUCCAGCCGUAUAUGUAGCAGAGGAUGGCCUUGUUGGACAUCAAUGGGAGGAGAGGCCCUUGGAUCUGAGAAGGCUUGAUGCCCCAGUGUAGGAGAAUGCCAGAGCGGGGAGGUACCUGUGGAGAUCAGAGGUAUCGGCAGACCCUCUUGGAGCUGGAAUUAUGGAGACUGUUUGCCAUCUGAGAGGGACUAUGUGGACUUGAUUAUGAGAACACAUAACGUCGAGAGACAUCGAAAUCAUCUGAAGUGUUGGGGGCAUAGGAAGACUGAAAUGCUACUCCCUUCAUCUUGGAAUCCUUCCCCUCACGGUGCUCGUCUUAGUCUUCUUUUGCUUCGUGUGCCUGAGCCUCAGAAGCCAGGAAUGGGGGCACCCAGGAGCUGUGAAUAGGAAGGCCUAUCCCCAGCCAAGGGUACUGACACCCACUAGGACAGAUGUUCUUGUCCUGACUCCUUGGCUGGCUCCCAUCAUCUGGGAGGGGACCUUCGACAUUGACACACUGAAUGAGCAGUUCAGGCUUCGGAACACCACGAUCGGACUGACUGUGUUUGCCGUCAAAAAGUAUGUGGUGUUCCUGAAGCUCUUCCUGGAGACGGCAGAGCAGCACUUCAUGGUGGGACACAAGGUCAUCUACUAUGUCUUCACUGACCGGCCAGCUGAUGUCCCACAGGUGCCCCUGGGUGCAGGACGGCGGCUGGUGGUGCUAACUGUGCGCAACUACACCCGCUGGCAGGACGUGUCCAUGCACAGGAUGGAGGUGAUCAGCCACUUCUCAGAGCAGCGCUUUCGGCAUGAGGUGGACUACCUGGUGUGUGCAGAUGUGGACAUGAAGUUCAGGGACCACGUGGGUGUGGAGAUUCUCUCAGCGCUCUUUGGCACCCUGCAUCCUGGCUUCUACCGUAGCCGACGAGAGUCCUUUACCUAUGAGCGCCGGCCACAGUCCCAGGCCUACAUCCCCUGGGACCAGGGUGACUUUUACUAUAUGGGAGCCUUCUUUGGGGGGUCAGUGGUGGAGGUGCACCAUCUCACCAAGGCCUGCCACCAGGCUAUGGUGGAGGACCAGGCCAAUGGCAUUGAGGCCGUGUGGCAUGACGAGAGCCAUCUGAACAAGUACCUGCUAUACCAUAAGCCGACAAAGGUGCUGUCCCCAGAGUACAUGUGGGACCAGCAGCUACUGGGCUGGCCCUCCAUCAUGAAGAAGCUGAGAUAUGUGGCCGUGCCCAAGAACCAUCAGGCGAUCAGGAACUGAUAGCUGAAUCCCUGUUGGAGAGGACAGGCCAUAGCCAGGGGCACUCCAGCCUGUGCUGGAACUGAAAAGAUUUGAGGGACAAUUGUCACCCUCUAUCCCACCUCAGAGUCCAGCAGGCCCAGUGUCACUUGGCUUACCACACACUUGAGUCCUGGAGUGGCAACCAUCUUCAGCUCCACUAUGUGUCCCUGAGCUCCUUGCAUUGAGUGGCAUGGUAUAUGGAAUCUUCAGAACAUGGAGAGAGUCUGUUACAUAGUUAACUGAGGGUUGGUGCAUCCUCCCUCAGGCUUGGUCCUUCCUCUUCAGGGAGGCUUGACAGAGGGCCCGUGCCCAUAGGAACAGGCAGGAGGGCAGGGAGAGUCAGCCUGCAGUCCACAGAGGUGCUUAUCUACCGUUCAGCUCAUUCGGGGCAGAUCACCGAUCAUUUUUGGUUUAUUUGGGAAUAGGUAUCUAUCCAUUCCUGGGAAUAAAUGCAUUUCUAGGUGAUA
Rattus norvegicus (Norway rat) is the source of this 2888-nucleotide messenger RNA. It is a transcript of the gene Abo, whose product is annotated as ABO, alpha 1-3-N-acetylgalactosaminyltransferase and alpha 1-3-galactosyltransferase. Gene Ontology annotation, biological process: carbohydrate metabolic process. Gene Ontology annotation, molecular function: fucosylgalactoside 3-alpha-galactosyltransferase activity; glycoprotein-fucosylgalactoside alpha-N-acetylgalactosaminyltransferase activity; hexosyltransferase activity. Gene Ontology annotation, cellular component: extracellular region; Golgi cisterna membrane; membrane. NCBI's taxonomy places the organism in Eukaryota, Metazoa, Chordata, Mammalia, Rodentia, Muridae. The record is from RefSeq and is a predicted model, not a curated record.